Molecule: messenger RNA, 805 nt
Organism: Prorocentrum cordatum
Lineage: Eukaryota; Dinophyceae; Prorocentrales; Prorocentraceae
Source: the annotation of a GenBank genome assembly
GAGCGAGCAUGGGAGCGAAAAGCAAGCGACUCCCCGAGCUCUUGAGCACAGCCGCGCGAGAGAGUGAGAAGGCUGCGGGGCCACAGGGGCUGGGGGUGGAGCGCGGGCGCUGGGCCAAGCAAGAGACCAGGAAGCAGAGGUAAAUUGCCAGGGGCCAGUGCCGCAGCGAGAGCGGCGAGGACGAACGAACUGAACGACAGCAAACGAAAAUCAAUCAAAGGCACGGAGCUGCGGAGAACAGUUGUGGAACAUUAGCCGCUGGGUCUCGUCCAUCUCCCUCAUUCAUCGCUUCACCUCGUAAGUCCAAGCCGAACCUGUUUGCCCAACCAGGUGCCUGGCCACCUGCACACACUGCUGCCUACGGAUGGAGUUUCUGACAGGCACAUACGGCCUGUACAAGCUCCGGGAUGAAACGCCGAUGGGCGAAGAGUCAUAACAUCCAGCAUGGACAAGACCUGCGCAAAUGGAAUACGAGGCAGGAGUGGCAACGAGAAUACCAUGCCCGACCUGACGUCGGAGAGGAGGCGCGGAGCAAACGCGGCGAGGCCCCGCCGUGCCCGUGCGGCCGAGGCGCGGGGCCCCGCGGGCGCCGCUCACGGGGCCUCCGCCGCGCCGCCGCAGGCGGUGCCCUCGGGGGGCGGGCGGCGCGGAAGGCCCCGCCGCGGGGCGCAGGCCUCCGGCGGCGCCACUGCUGCGGCGGCGCCCCCCGCGCGGCCCGGGGCAGCCUCUCGAAGGAGAGGGUGUACCACAUCAUGUUCGCGCUGAUGCUCCUUCAGCGCCGGGAGGCCCUUGCCAGAGCACACCU